Arxiozyma heterogenica is the source of this 2073-nucleotide messenger RNA. It is a transcript of the gene IFM1, whose product is annotated as translation initiation factor 2. Gene Ontology annotation, molecular function: GTPase activity; translation initiation factor activity; GTP binding. Gene Ontology annotation, biological process: translational initiation. Gene Ontology annotation, cellular component: cytoplasm. The coding region runs from base 1 to 2073 and encodes 690 amino acids. The record is from RefSeq and is a predicted model, not a curated record. The transcript has a single exon. NCBI's taxonomy places the organism in Eukaryota, Fungi, Ascomycota, Saccharomycetes, Saccharomycetales, Saccharomycetaceae.
AUGCUUUAUAAUGGUAUAAUCAAGCCAAACGUAGGCUCUAGAUAUAUUAUAUCUUUUCUCUGUCGGAAUCGUUUUGAAGGAAUAAGGAAUAGUAAAUUACCACUGAUAAAUAACCAAUUAUUUUUUAAAUAUGAUUGCAUUGGGUCAAGGUACUAUGCAAAAAGUCACCGAAAGAAUAAACUAUGCCAGAGUAAUAAAUUGAAAGAGUUAAAUUUCACUAUUCCUAAUUUUAUUUCUGUGACUAACUUGGCUAAUUUGUUGAAUUGUAGAAUCCAAACAUUGAUUAAUGAUCUUGCAAAACUUGGUUUUAAAGAUAUCUCUAAUGAUUACAUAUUGACAAAGGAAUAUACUGAAUUGAUUUUGCAAGAAUAUAAUUAUCAUAUCCCUGAAACAGUCGUUCAAGAUUGUCAAAAUAUCUAUGACGAAUUGAAACAGUCUUCAAACCCUAAAGCAUUAAAGAGAAGACCACCUAUUGUUACUAUUUUAGGGCAUGUUGAUCACGGGAAGACAACUAUAAUUGACUAUUUACGGAAUUCCUCGGUGGUGAAACAGGAACAUGGUGGUAUUACUCAACAUAUUGGUGCAUUCCAAGUAACAACACCAGUAACAAAACAAAAAAUUACUUUUUUGGAUACCCCUGGACAUGCUGCAUUCCUGAAAAUGAGAGAACGUGGUGCUAAUAUAACAGAUAUUAUUGUAUUAGUUAUAUCUAUGGAAGAUUCAAUAAAACCACAGACUGUGGAGGCAAUCAAGCACAUUAAAAACUCUGGAAAUGAGCUGAUUGUAGCAAUCACAAAGAUAGACAAAUUCCCCAGAUUAGAAGAUAGAAAAAAAAAAUUAACAAAAAUCAUUAAUGACCUGAUGCAACAUGGUAUUAUGGUUGAGGAUAAUGGAGGGGAUAUUCAAUUAGUACAGAUAAGUGCUAAAACAGGUGAAAAUAUGGAGAAUUUAGAAGAAUCAAUUGUUUCUCUUAGUGAAAUUAUGGAUAUCAGAUCUGAAAAUUUGCCAAGUACAAUGGUCCAAGGAUGGAUUGUUGAGAGUAAAAUCAAAAAUAAGGUAGGUAAUAUCGCUACUGUUUUAAUAAAGAAGGGAGCGUUGAAAAAAGGAGAUAUUCUAUUAUGUGGUAAUACAUACUGUCGCGUGAAGAACAUGACAAACAAUAAUAACAAACCAGUAACACAAGCUCUACCCGCUGAAGCAGUUGAAGUCUUAGGAUGGAAGGAUUUACCUAAUGUUGGAGAUGAAAUAAUUCAAGUUAAAAAUGAAGCUGUUGCUAAAAAAUAUAUAAACAAAAGAAUAGCAUUGCUAGAAUUAGAAAAUAAGGUAAAAUCUGUGGAACAAUACAAUGAAAAUAGAGCUAUGGAGUUACAUAAUACAGUAUUAACUGGUCAAGAUAAAUUAGAAGUCAAUGAGUUAAAUAAGGAAAAUAAUAUCAACAGUGGUCCAAAAGAAGUCAAUUUUAUCAUAAAAACCGAUGUAUCAGGUUCUGCAGAGGCUGUUAAAGAAAGUAUUGAACACCUAGGUAAUGAUGAAGUUAAAUGUAACAUAAUAUCCACUAGUGUAGGAGUUCCAACUGAAGGUGAUUUAAAAAUGGCAAAUCUUACAUCUAGUACUAUUAUAUGUUUCAAUCUAGAUAAAUUACCAAACGAAGUAAUAAAUAACAAGUUCAAUAUCCCCAUUAAGAGAUAUAAUGUUAUAUACAAAUUGAUUGAGGAUGUCAUUGAUAUUUUGGUAAAGAAUAUGAAACAAAUUUUUGAAAAGAAGAUAAUAGCUACUUUGGAAUUAAGAGAAGUCUUUGAAUAUAGAUUAAAGAAAAAAAUAAUUAAGAUAGCUGGUUGUAAAGUCUCUAACGGAGAAGUCAAAAGAAACGCCAAAGUUCAGAUAACAAGGAAUUCUGAUGAUAAUAUAAUAUAUGAAGGACAAAUUCAAACUUUGAAACACGGCAAAGAUGAAAUAGCAACUACCAAUAAAGGGCAUGAAUGCGGUAUAACUUUUACCAAUAAUUUUGAAAAUUUCCAGGCAGGCGACAAAAUUUCUGUAUAUGAGUUGGUAGAAGUUGCAAGACAUUUGUAA